AUGCCCUUGCCCCAGGAGUUCGCCGUGUCGGACCAUCCACCUGCAGACGCUGUGAUCAGACACGUCCUUGCUCCAACCACCCGCAAAACGCAGCUUGUGGUUCUCAUCUCUAGCUUUUUGACUGUGAUCAUGACCAUUGGCCCGAAUCUCUCUUAUGGCGUGUUCCAGGAGUACUAUGUGACCAAUUCUGGGACGCUUCUGCCUCCAUCAGAGGCCAAGAAUCGAGGCGCCGUGGCUCUUGUCGGGACCGUUGGAGCAGGCCUGACGUGGGCAGGAUCCAUAUUCGUGAAUCCCCUGAUGACCAGAGUUAGGGGGAACGCAAACCGAAACAUUACCCUAGCUGGCUGCUUCUUGAUGAGUCUGGCUUAUGGCCUUGCCGGCUCGUGUGAUCGUCUUUGGCAGCUUGCUUUGACCCAGGGCCUCAUGUACGGUCUUGGGAGUUCAAUGCUCUACUUUCCCCUCCUCAGCAUCGCUCCUGAAUACUUUGAUCAACACCGAGGGCUCGCCAUGGGCUUCAUCUUGAGCGGAGCGGGCGUCGGUGGGUUGAUCCUAUCACCAACCGUGCGCAUUCUGCUCGAUAAUUUUGAUGCCCGAUGGAGUCUACGAAUUUUAGCCCUGGCAAAUCUCGCCAUCACGUUCCCAAUUGCUUUCUUUGCUCCACCUAGCCGCAGCACCAUAAGAAGGCCGACUUUAGUCAAUCCGGCCAUCGUCAAGAAGCCCGCUUUUAUUCUCCAGUCGUUUGCAGCCUUGCUUCAAGCUAGCGGCAACUUCGUGCCGAUGACCUUUCUUCCGGAAUUCUCCACGGUGCUCGGCUAUUCGGUCUCAUUUGGCGCGACACUGCUUGCUAUAAACAAUGGAGUCAACGCCGUCUCGAGAGUACUAAUGGGUUUCGCUGCAGACAAUCUCGGUCGCCAAAACACCCUCGUGCUCGGUGUGAUCGGAAGUGCCGUGAGCGUUUUGGGUCUGUGGUUGGCGGCAGCCAACACAGGGGACAAAACAUUCUGGGUUAUGUUUGUGGUAAUAUACGGGAUAUUAGCAGGAUACAAUGCCCUAUUUCCCACAACGGUGACUGACGUCUUCGGCGUACACGCGUAUGCUUCCGUUAAUGGCUUUCUCUACUUUAUUCGAGGCCUCGGAGCCAUGUUCGGUUCACCGGUUGGCGGCUUGAUCCUGGGAAGCUCUCGAACCUUGCUCCCUAGCGAAGAUACAGCACGUCUUCUUAAAGAUUAUCAGAGAUUGAUUUGGUACGAUGGGGCACUGCUUGUGGGAUCAUCGCUAUGCGUCAUUGGCGUCCGGGGAUUUGACGCGUUGGAGAAACGAAGAUGGGCCUGGAAAGCUUGAAGCAUUUAGCCUCUCCUACCAUGCUCCUUUGUGAGAUGGAUUUCCUCGCGGUUUCGAUCCAGGUAUCUGCGGGUAGGAUAUUGAGAUUACUCAAUUUAUUCAUGAAGCACUGAAGGGUAAUUCUGAGAGUUUUUACGGAGCAGUUAACGAUCGAAGGAGUGGGAUAAUCUUGGUGACGAAAAAGCGGACGGAUGGAGAACCGGAUGGCUAAAUCGCGGGUCAUCAGAUAACUACUCCGUAACUCGUGAACUAGUUAAAUAGUUAAACCAGCAGUUCCAUUUCGGCCUACGGAGUACUCUGUACUAGCUAGUUAAUUGAACGAUUGACUAUGUAGUUAUGUUUCACAGUUCCGAGCGACUGGAGGGUCUCCGUUCUCGAGAAAUUUGA
Messenger RNA from Coccidioides posadasii C735 delta SOWgp, 1728 nucleotides. Lineage: Eukaryota; Fungi; Ascomycota; Eurotiomycetes; Onygenales; Onygenaceae. The record is from RefSeq and is a predicted model, not a curated record.